This is a messenger RNA of Mercenaria mercenaria, 858 nucleotides long. RefSeq lists its product as uncharacterized. Lineage: Eukaryota; Metazoa; Mollusca; Bivalvia; Venerida; Veneridae. The transcript is spliced from 4 exons. The record is from RefSeq and is a predicted model, not a curated record. The coding region runs from base 51 to 548 and encodes 165 amino acids.
UGGUUUAAAUAGUGCAAUUUGAUAAGAAGGUUGACCAACAUGAAUAGUUCAUGCAAUAUUAUUACAUGAACACAUCUGCAAUUAUGAAUUCCGUUUUGUAUGCAGCGAUUAUUUCAGUUCUUCCUGGCAGCGUUUCUUGCGAUGAGGGACAUAAACGUUUGCUUCUACACGAUGACGCUUCUCUAAGCCAGGCCUACCAGACACUAGCUGCAGAAGUCAAAGAAAUGAAAUCUACAAUUACAACUUUGACGUCUACUGUAGCUAAUCUACAAAGUUCAUCAGGAAGUGGCGGUGGAAGUGUUUAUUUCCGAUGGGGGAGAACAUCUUGUCCGGCAAACGGUACAUAUCUCAUCUACUCAGGACAUGCAGCGGGGGUCCACUAUGGCAGUAAAGGAGGAGCCACAAAUCAUCUAUGUCUGCCAACGGACCCACAAUGGGCACAUUACGAAGAUGCGGUAAAAUCUGGCGGUAAAAUUUAUGGUGUGGAGUAUCAAUUUUGGGACUAUCAUUCGAACGGCGGUUCUGCUUUUUUGGCGGUAAAAAUAUGAACAAUGAAGAUGCACCGUGUGCAGUUUGCCGCUCCCCAAGACCGGAAAUGUUGAUGAUACCAGGACGUCUUGAAUGUUAUCCAGGGUGGACAAAAGAAUACAAUUGAUACUUAGUGACUGAAGAAGUUCUGCAUAAAUCCGCUUCCGAGUAUAUAUGUUUGGAUUCCAGCCCAGACGUUAUCUUUGGAGGUCAUAUCAACCAAGAUGGUCGUCUGUUUUUUCUCGUAGAAGGCGUGUGUGGCUCCUUGAAAUGUCCACCUUAUGUUGAAGGACGUGAGCUAACAUGUGUUGUUUGUACAAAAUAAAUUUA